Messenger RNA from Triticum turgidum subsp. durum (durum wheat), 1761 nucleotides. The record is from the annotation of a GenBank genome assembly. NCBI's taxonomy places the organism in Eukaryota, Viridiplantae, Streptophyta, Magnoliopsida, Poales, Poaceae.
AUGUCGCCAGGACAAAGAGGAGCGAUGGGAAUCCCGCUCACGGUUCUCCCUCUAGCCAUCCUCCUCCACGUCGCCGGCUGCAGCCCUCCUCCGGAGCCGGUGGUCUGCACGCACGGCACAUCCAACUGCACGGUCACCAACUCGUUCGGUUCCUUCCCGGACCGCAGCAUCUGCCGUGCGGGCAACGUCGCCUACCCGCGCACGGAACAAGAGCUCGUGGCGGCCGUCGCGGCGGCGGCGGCAGUGAAACGCAAGAUGAAGGUGGCCACCAAGUACUCACACAGCCUCCCCAAGCUGGCGUGCCCCGGUGGCCUGGACGGCACCAUCAUAAGCACGGCGCGGCUCAACCGGACGGUAAGCGUCGACGUGGAGAGGAGGCUUAUGACGGUGGAGAGCGGCAUGGUCCUCCGGGACCUGAUCGAGGCCGCCGGCGCCGCAGGGCUGUCCCUGCCGCACUCGCCGUACUGGUACGGCCUGACCAUCGGGGGCCUCCUGUCGACUGGCGCGCACGGCAGCUCGCUGUGGGGCAAGGGCGGCGCCGUCCACGAGUACGUGGUCGGGCUGAGAAUCGUGACGCCGGCGCCGGCGAGCCAGGGGUUCGCCGUGGUGAGGGAGCUGGGCGCCCACCACCCUGACCUGGACGCGGCAAAGGUAUCCCUCGGGGUUCUCGGCGUCGUCUCUCAGGUCACGCUGGCGCUGCAGCCGCUGUUCAAGCGGUCGGUGGCGUUCGUGAAGCGCGACGACUCAGACCUGGCGGACCAAGUGGCAGCAUGGGGCCGCCUCCACGAGUUCGCCGACAUGACGUGGCAGCCGGAGCAGCGCAAGGUCAUCUACCGCCAGGACGACCGCGUCGACGUCUCGUCGCCGGGCAACGGCCUCAGCGACACGCUCCUUGCCCGGUCCGCCCCCACGCGCAUGCUCAUCGAUGCAAGAGCCGCGGAGGAGCGGCUGCAGGAGAACGGCACCGCCGCCGCCGACCUGUGCGCAGCGGCGCGGCCGCUGGCGGACACGGUGGAGCGGCAGGCCUACGGCUACACAAACGACGGCGUCUCGUUCACGGGGUACCCGGUGGUGGGGUACCAGCACCGCACCCAGGCGUCCGGCACAUGCAUGGAUAGCCCGGAGGACGGUCUCCUGAGCGGCUGCCCUUGGGACCCCCGCAUCCGAGGCUCCUUCUACUACAACUCCGGCUUCAGCGUCCCGCUCUCCAAGGCGCCGGCGUUUGUGUCGGACAUGCAACGGCUCCGGGACCUCAACCCGGACAUCUUCUGCGCCGGCGUCGACACCAGGGUCGGCGUGCUCCUCCGCUAUGUCAAGGCGUCCUCCGCUUACCUCGGCAAGCCCGAGGACUGCAUCGACUUCGAUGUCAUCUACUACUGGAGCCGCACCUACGGCAUGCCGCGUGCGCACGCCGACGUGGUGGACGAGAUCGAGCAGAUGGCGCUACGCAAGUACGGUGGCCUCCCGCACUGGGGAAAGAACCGUAACUUCGCAUUCAGCGGUGUCAUCACAAAGUACCCGGGAGCUGCUAAAUUCCUCCGGGUGAAGGACAGGUAUGACCCUGACGGGCUCUUCUCGAGCGAGUGGAGCGACCAGGUGCUCGGCAUCAACGGAAGCCCCGACAUCGUCAAGGAGAGCUGCGCCGUGGAAGGACUCUGCGUCUGCUCUGAAGACUCGCACUGCGCACCCGAGCAAGGGUACUUCUGCCGACCAGGAAGGGUGUACGACGAGGCCAGAGUUUGCUCGUUCCUCCAGGACUAG